Saccostrea echinata is the source of this 446-nucleotide messenger RNA. RefSeq names its product C-type lectin domain family 3 member A-like. Bases 1 to 441 code for a protein of 146 amino acids. The record is from RefSeq and is a predicted model, not a curated record. NCBI's taxonomy places the organism in Eukaryota, Metazoa, Mollusca, Bivalvia, Ostreida, Ostreidae. The transcript has 4 exons.
AUGAUCAGAGUGUGGAUUUUAUGUUUGUUGCCUCUACUUGUUAAUGCAGAAUGCCCGACAGGAUGGAAGAAUUUCCAUAACAAGUGUUACUUUUUGUCGCAUACGUUAGAAACCUGGAUCGGAGCCUCGAUUAUUUGUCAAUCGUUCCACUCAAAGCUUGCAGAACCUAAAACAAAAUCCGAAAUCGGAUAUUUAUCCAGCGAAGUCUCGCAUGUCAGUGCUGGUGAGUUCUGGAUUGGGAUUACAGACAUUAUUGCGGACAACCAGUGGAUCUAUGAUUCAUCUUUGACUCCGAUAGAAAUAACAAAUUGGGGGCCAAACGAGCCUGGUGGGCACCUGGCAGAGAACUGUCUUAUCAUGUCUGCAUGGUUUCAUGGAAAAUAUGCCGAUGUUGAAUGUCAUACAAAGCGCAAAUUCAUUUGUGAAAGAGACGAACCGUAAGUUUU